Molecule: messenger RNA, 1056 nt
Organism: Closterium sp. NIES-65
Lineage: Eukaryota; Viridiplantae; Streptophyta; Zygnematophyceae; Desmidiales; Closteriaceae
Source: the annotation of a GenBank genome assembly
AUGCUUCGCUGUCGUUUCCUCUGUUUUAUCGCCCUCCCGCAUUGUAUCUCCCACCCCCUACUUCCUUCCCCCACCUCCCGUUCCUUUCCUUCGGUCGCUGGCUCUCAUUGUGCAUUUCUCACUGCUGCCUCCCUCCUCUUCACCACCUCCCCACCCCCCCACCCCAACACCCCCACACCUAUUUCUUCCCUGUCUUGUGCAAUCACACUGACCUUUUUUCGCGUUGAACAAUUGUCCUUGUUCACCUCAUCCUUAUUCUCCUCCACUCACAUGCACACUCUCACUCUCCACAUUUCCACCACCCCCCGCCUCUCCCCACAACCCCCUCCCUCCACCCCCUCUCCUCUCCGCCCCACUUUUCCCUUCCUCUACUCAUCCUGUUCUCCUUCUCUUCCAACCGUGCUUCCCCUCCUCACUUCUCCACACAACCAACCCUCUCUCCCUUCCCUCCCCUCCUCCCCCACUCCCCCCUCCCCUCCUUCUCUUUCUUCCCAAAUCCCCAGGUACGCGAUAACCAAUGCGCUCCUGGUGGCCUUCACGAUGACCUUCUUCCCCAUCUUUGACGUGCCUGUUGUUUCCUCCUCUCUCAUCCCUCCCUUUCUCCCCCUUCCCUCCCAUCCCCCUCCUCCCUCCCUCCCCACUUCUUCUUUCAGGUACGCCAUGACCAAGGCGUUCCUUGUCGCCUUCACGAUGACCUUCUUCCCGAUCUUUGACGUGCCAGUGUUCCCUCCUUUCCUCCCACCCCCACUCUUUUCCCCUCCUCCCUCCCCCCCUCUCCACAGGUACGCAAUGACCAAGGCGUUUCUCGUUGCCUUCACGAUGACCUUCUUCCCCAUCUUUGACGUGCCGGUGUUCUGGCCCAUCCUGCUCAUGUACUGGUUCACGCUCUUCGUGCUCACCAUGAAGCGCCAGAUCCGCCACAUGAUCAAAUACAAAUACGUCCCCUUCUCCUUCGGCAAGCAGAAGUACAAGGGGGGAAAGAAACCUGCAAGCAAGGACGACGAUGCCGUACCCAUAGUCAAAACAGUCUCGCUUCCUGCCAAGUCAAAGGAUUAG